GUCAUUCAACUGUGACCACGGCGGGGAACUGGUUCGCAGGGAACACGUAAUGUCACCUGGAAGAUCGCUGUUCUUAUUAUGUCUGAUUUUUCCAACAAGAUACUCCAGUUGUACGUUGUAUAUCUAUUAGUUUCAUCUGUGAUUGUGGAUCAGACACACUGAGAAGAGCUGUUAUGAGAAAGAAUGGCAGAGAACAGGUAUAUCUUUCAAAUAUCCGGCAUCAAGAAGCCAGAGUUAAAAAAAUGUUUAACCAAAGGAAUCCGUAAACUCGGUGGAAGGUACAUAGGCGGCUCUGUCUAUCAACAUUCCAGCACCCAUUUCAUAGUCCCACAGGUUUUGCCCAGUGAAAAGUUUCUUGCUGCAUGUGCUGCAGGAAAGUGGGUUGUUACUCCAAAUUAUGUUUUGGAUAGUGUAAAAAAUGGGUCUUGGCUUCCUGAAGAAUCGUAUGAGGUAGCUAUAUCUACAAGUACAACAUCUACCUUCUACCCUGUCAGGCAGUGGCGGGAGAGGGUUGCCAGUGGAAAGCUGAAGGGGGCGUUUCAGGGAUGGCGAGUUCUUCUGAUGGUACAGAAGCCAGCCCGCAGAGCUAUGUUUAAUCGACUUUUGAAGGCAGGACGGGCAAAGGUUUUCCACUACAGUCCCCCCUCAUAUGUCUCCAUUACUCAUGUCAUGGCCAAACCCAUUACAGAAGCUACAAAAUCCCUUGAUGCCCCAUGUUACCCUGUUAGUCAUAUUGUUCAGCACCUUUUUGGAAAGAGGUAUUUGGAUAUGAAUUUCAACCUAUCAGAAGAUGAGACUGAAAAUGAAAGUAGUUUUGUUACUACAUUUCCAAAGCUUGAAAAAGAACUUAAAGACCACAUGGUCCAACAAAAUCGCCAUCCACGACUGCGCUAUUGUGAAUUCCAGGGUUACAAUGACCCACACCGCCCACAGUCCGAGGCCACAGAAGCAGACUUUAGCCAAAUUGCUACUAUGAUAGAGUGUGGUCUAUUCACUGAAGCCCUGGACUCGAUCAAAAGUUCCUUGUUCCCAGGUCUGCUCCCACCAGCACAGUACCUAGUUUCACUGCUUGAAUAUGCACAACAGGGCAAUGCUACAUCUCUCUUCUUAAGAAUCUUCAUGCAGUUCUUGCAUAGGUUGCUGGUUACAAAUCCUCCAUGGAAUGCUCCAAAAUCAGUGAAGACAUAUUUCUCCAAGAUUUUUCAAUGUCCUUGCUGUCAAUCGGGACUGUGGCCUUUUUUAGAGUCUACCAUUUGUUAUUGCCUGUUGAGAGAUUCCACGUGUCAUCCACUCCCAGGACCUGCUCUGCCAACACUGUUACAUUUUCACAGUGACCUUCUGGCAUUUAUUCUCCAGCUAUUCAAAGGAGAGCUCCAGGCUAUCACCACUGGAGUUUACCUUCAGCAACAUGUAUGCGAAAACCUGCAGGAUUCAGUCAGAGGGUCUUUGACAUUGAGUACCUUUUGGACAGUCUGGGAGCGUUCGACUCUGUUGUCAGUAGCUCUUAAACAACUGACCCAGCUGUUGGUCGAGGCUACAUCAGAGGAUGACUCAAAGAAGAUUCAAACGCAAACUGAAAAGCAGGAACUAGUACACGUGACUGGCAUUCUUGUGGAUCUUUUGUCUGUAGUGGUGGAGUUUUGGUGUCAACACAACUUUAAACUGAACCAGGCUCUAGUGGAAAAAGGCCUGAAAGAUUAUGCAGAACACUUUGCAGUUAUCAGCUACAGGUUGCCGCCAAGUCUUUUGGCAGAGCUGGUUGCCAAAGUUCCCUCCAGCAGACUGAAAAUGGUCUUGGCUGAUGCAGUUUUCCGGACUCUUUGCUGCAAAAAUGGAUUCACUGUUGGAGAUGACCCUCUCUGUUUCAAGAAAAUAAUGAUGUAUCUACAAGGUCUGAAUGUUUUAAGUCAGUCUCAGUCACCCAGUAAUCCUGAGGCUGGGCUCAUUAUUCCAAGGUACAACAUGACUAUCACGGACUGUGGACUUGAAAGAACAUCAGAUGGAGUCAGUGACAGUGGUACGGAAAAAGGCAACAUUCUGAAAGGCCUCAAACGUGUGAAUGCAGCAGGAGAGACACUCCUCCACAGAGCCUGCAAGAGGAACCAAGUGGAAACGGUACUUCAGAUCCUGGCGCUGCCCAACACAGAUGUAAAUGUUAAAGACCAUGCAGGGUGGACCCCGCUGCAUGAGGCCUGUAACCACGGCAGCACUGCAUGUGUACAGGCUCUGUUACGUCAUCGUCCCACUCCGAUUGUCAACAGCCAAGUGGGUGGAGUCAGCCCUCUGUAUGACGCCCUGCUCAAUGACCACAUGGACAUAGCCAAACUUCUACUGGAGCAUGAAGGUUCGGUCAUCCUGCAGCAGAAGAAUAACGAAGGCAUGACACCUCUGGACCUGGUGUCAGACCCGGCUCAGAGGGAGGAGCUUUUGGCCAGCGCUCUGACCGGAGACAGCGCCCGGAUGAAGAAACCCACUGAAGUACUGAACCUACCUCUGCUGGAGGCCGGCUCCUGUCUGCUGCUCCACCUGCUGACCUCCUACCAGCAGGAGAAGGGGCUGUCCAUGUUUAGUGAGGCUGGAGCUCACAGUCUGGGCCAGAGUCUGCUCAGAGCCUUAAAGACGCACUCGUUUGAGACAGUGACCGCUGCGUGGACGGACCAGCAGGCUGUGAGGCUUCUGGAGGACGCCAUAACACUAAUGGAAGUGGGUAGAGGCAAUUAUGACGGACAGGUGUCUCAGCCAAUCAGAGAGUGUAAAGGAGAAAAUGUGCAGUUCUUGGUGGAGAGACUGGGUGAGCUCAAGUUAAAAGGAAAAGAGCUAACACACUAUUUUAAGAAAUCGUGAAGCACUAAAGAGAAAAACUGAGUUAUUUCAGUUGUCCAGCUGAGGCACUUUAGUUUACUAAAGAUUGACAGAUGUAAUUAAUAUGUUUCUGUUUAUUAUAUAUUUCUACCUCGGUUUUUUUUACAUUUGUAGCUAAAUAAAAGUUUUUAAACCGCUGUAAUGCUC
Periophthalmus magnuspinnatus is the source of this 3009-nucleotide messenger RNA. RefSeq names its product SMC5-SMC6 complex localization factor 1 (gene slf1). Lineage: Eukaryota; Metazoa; Chordata; Actinopteri; Gobiiformes; Gobiidae. Bases 184 to 2844 code for a protein of 886 amino acids. The record is from RefSeq and is a predicted model, not a curated record. The transcript has 18 exons. Gene Ontology annotation, molecular function: protein binding. Gene Ontology annotation, biological process: positive regulation of double-strand break repair.